AUGUACGCCGUCGAGGAUAGACAUCAUCCCGUUCCGCCGCCUCUGUCAAUGGAUCGCAUCUCUGCUCCGACCGGAACUCCCUACCCGUCCAACCCGCUACGGUCCGAUCAACUAGGAUCCGUGUCACAGAGGCAUGAGGGUCGGAUCUACUCAUUACAAGUGGUGCAGCAGCCGAUUCGAGCUCGCAUGUGUGGUUUUGGCGACAAGGUGGGUGCCAUUUCCGCAUUCCUCGCCCCGGCGUGGACUAACGAUUUGCAGGACCGGCGACCGAUCACCCCUCCCCCAUGCAUUCGUCUGAUUGUGCGGGAUGAGUUCACGGACAAAGAAAUCGAUAUCAAUGAAAUCGAUACCUCCUUCUACGUCCUCACCGUCGACCUAUGGAAUGUCGACGGUACCAACGAAGUCAACCUCGUGAAGCACUCCGCCACCUCUCCCUCAAUCUCUACCGCCAUGUCAUCCUCCUACCCUCCCCCGCCGCAGAGCAUGUCGCCGACCUACCCCGCCACCUACAACCAGGCCCCCUACAACUACCCCCAGAUGGGCAACUACUACGGUGGCCAGCAGGUGGCAUACCAAAAUCAAUACGGUCAGCCAGUGACCUACCCACAAUACUACGCCGGCAGCCAGAUGCCCGCCUCCAUGUCUCCCGCCGCGCAACCCGUGUCGGGAGGGCCCGGUGGAAUGUUCACUCGCAAUCUGAUCGGUAGUCUGAGCGCCAGUGCUUUCCGGUUGACAGACCCGGAUAACAAGAUCGGGGUGUGGUUUAUUCUGCAAGACUUGAGUGUGCGGACCGAAGGAACUUUCCGUCUGAAAAUGAGCUUCGUCAACGUUGGCACACCAUCAACGGAAUCCACAAACGGCGCGCCUGUGAUCAACCAUGGAACGGCACCAGUGUUGGCUUCCGUUUUCUCCGAACCGUUCCAAGUCUUCUCCGCCAAGAAAUUCCCCGGCGUCAUCGAAAGCACCCAACUCAGCAAAUGCUUUGCGCUGCAAGGAAUCAAGAUCCCCAUUCGCAAGGACGGAGUGAAAGGACCCCGUGGCCGAGGCGGCGAUGGAGACGACGAUGACGAAGGCGACUAUUAA
This is a messenger RNA of Penicillium nucicola, 1083 nucleotides long. Its product is annotated as velvet factor family protein. The transcript is spliced from 3 exons. NCBI's taxonomy places the organism in Eukaryota, Fungi, Ascomycota, Eurotiomycetes, Eurotiales, Aspergillaceae. The record is from RefSeq and is a predicted model, not a curated record. The coding region runs from base 1 to 1083 and encodes 360 amino acids.